GCCCUCGCCCCUUUGGCCCUUUGGCCGAUUGGCCCUUCAGCCCUUCGACGCCAUGGACGCCACGGACGAAGCGGCGAAGCUGCAGAAGCUGAGCAUGAAGCUGGCGGAUCGGCUCCAUGGCGUGGAAGGCAACCCAACGGACCUCUUCUGUCGCUUCAUUGACGAGGAGAGGUGGCUGUCCAUGAGCGUGCUGCUGAUGGAUAAGAGCCUCCGUCGCACUUCCUUCCGGGACGCCCCGGACCUGCCAGACCACACCGGCCCUUUCAGCCGCGCGAACUGCGCGUAUCGCUAUCUCCUGCAAGCAGCCGAGGCCCAUGAGGAUAUCUCGGUGAAGCGUGUGCCGCCGCGGACGUUUCUGCGCUUGAACCCCAAGAAGAUGCCGGCGAUGGUGGAGCAGACCAUGGAGCGCUUGCAAGAUGUGAAGCCUGCGCCUGUAGUGAAGGUUGACCAUGGCAACAGAAACUGCAAGGGCGAGCUGGGGCAUGUGGUGUCCAAGAAGCUGGGCCGUCCCAUCGCCAAGGAGGACGUCAGGUACGAGACUUGGAAAACGGAGCAGGCGGUGGGCUACAUGGCCUCUUGCUUUCUCUGGGGCGAGACCUAUACGAGCAAGACGCCACAUAGUAGCAAGAAGGGCGCAGAGCAGGACGCAGCCGGCGUGGCCCUUGAGGCCAUCGAGGGCGAGUCCACGGAGUCCACAGACUUCAAGGGCCAGCUGCUGAGAUUCUUCCAGGGGCAGGCCAAGGAGGUGCACUUCGAUGUGCAGCGCGUGGACAAGGACUCGGAAGAGAAGAUGUUCCAAGCUACAGUGCGCGUGCCUUCAGAAGGUCAAAGUACCUUUACAGGCGCAGUGGUGUCCCGCAGCAACUUCGACUGCAGCGCCAAGACGAGGGCGGCUGCGGAGCAAGAUGCGGCCAAGAAGGCGCUCGAGGCCUUGCAGUGCCAGGAGAAGGUCGAAGAGCAGGAGGUUCAGAUCCUCUGGCUGCCGGCGGACUGCAGAGAGCUGGUGGUGCUCAAGAGUGCGCGGCUGAAGCGGAACGACCUCCACGCGGUGGCGGAAGAUCUGCUGGGCGCCGAGACGGUGUGCCACCCCUUGGCAUGGCUGGGCGAUCGCCCAAAGGGCAUUUGUCUCUACGAAGCUGUCGUAGAGACGGCCGAAGCGCGGGCCAACGCGCGAGCCAGUGCACUGGCCGAGGUGGAGAUCUUCGGGGACUCCUUCCUGAUGGACGCCAGCGCGCACUCCCGCGGCGCCGUGGUGGUGGACAUCAGCCUGCUGCGCUACGAGCAUCUCAAGGCCGAGAAGUGCCCCGCUUCCCGGGCGAGCCCGGUGCGCAUGCUGAGCCAAAGUCGCGGCAUGCUGCUCGGUCACCCCAAGCUGCCAGAGAAGUUUCAGGCAGAGACGUGGCUGGGGCAGAACCCCAAGAGUUUGUUGCUGGAGGUGGCAAGGAAGCGCGGCUACAACCAGCCGCACUUUGAAGUCUACCCCGAAACGGAGGAGAACAAGAGCUGGCGCGCGACGGUCCAGAUCUGCUCCGAGGAAGAGUCCAAGUUCGCAGAAGGCCUGGCCUUCGCCAACAAGAUGGACACGCAGCACGACGCGGCGCUGGCGAUGCUUCGCCAGUUGCAGGCGGAGGACGAGGCGGCGGGGGUGCGACACCAUCCACUUCGGGAAGGAUUUCUCGCCUGCCUGCGGCGCUUGGACAAAGGCGGCGCCGGUGCUGUGCAGGGCAGCAAAGUUCUUUGCCGCUACCAAAUCACAUUGGCCGGCAAAGCCUCUGACUCCGUGCUGCUGGUGGAGCGUCACGAGAAGCUGAGCUGCGUCCUGGGGAGCCGCGUUCUCCACCCCGCGCUGGAGGACUUACUUGGUGGGUUAGCUGUGGGCGAGGAGGCGACUGCGGAGACGGACUGCAGGUACGAGGGCAUUGACUGCACCAUGACCCUUUCGGUCCAGCUGCAGGAGUUGCAGCUGCCUGAGACACCUCUGGAUAUCCCCAAGAAGGUUGUGAAGUUCGAUCCUCCGCUCUCGAAGCAGCGCCAGAACUUCAUCGUCCAGGCGCUGAAGGGCCGGAAGUGCAGUUCUGCACUGGACCUGGGCUGCGGGGAUGGCCAGCUGCUGGAGGCGCUGCUGAGCAACGGCUUGGAGCGUGUCCUGGGCGUAGAGCUCUCAGAGAAGCGGGUGAAGGCGUGCCGCAAGCGCCUCAAGGACCGGGCGGAGGUCAUCUGCGCAGACUUCGUGCAAGUCGUGGAAGGAGUGCCACCAUGGAUGGCGUUUGCCGAAGGUGUCCAGGCUGUGGUGCUGUGCGAGGUUUUGGAGCAUUUGCCGGACGUGGCCAUGCCCAGAUUGCCCGCCGCCCUCUUCGCGCUGCAGCCGCAGGUGGUGGUGGUCACGAGCCCCAACGCGGACUUCGGAGAAAGCAGCGACGAGGAAGAGGCUGAGGCCAAGCCCCGGCAAUUCCGGCACUCAGACCAUGAGCGCGAGUGGAGCCGUCAGGAGUUCCGGAGCUGGGCAGAGGCAGCCUGUGACGCCCAUGGCUAUUGGAUCUCGGAGUUCGGCGGGGUGGGCCACCUCGAUGGCUUCGAGUCCCAAGGCCCUUGCACCCAGCUCUGCGUCUUCGAGCGCAGGGAUGAGGAGGCCAUCGCCGAUCCCAACUCUGAGGAGUCAGAGCACAGACUCAGCUUUGUGAUGGCAGAGCAGGUGGACGUGGAGCAGUUGAAGGCCGAGGCCUUGCGGAGUGAAGACCUGGGAGGCGGGCUCUGGAAAUACGUCCACCGCGAGGGCCUCGGCAACCUGCCGGCGCCACACGCCCGUGUGAACCUCCACUACGCCACGUUUUUGGGCGACGGCAAGCGCGUGGACACCAGCCGGGAGAAGAAGCGGAGCACGCCCUUCGCGUUCCAGCUGGGUGGUCAGCAGGCGCUGGCUGCCUGGCAGCUAGCCGCCGCCUCCAUGCGGCCCGGGGAGGUGGCGUGGGUUUACAGCCCAUCCUCUUUUGCCUAUGGUGAGAGAGGUGCUCCGCCGCUGGUGCCGGGGGAUGCGGCGGUGUACUUCGCGCUGGAGCUGAACUUUGCGCGGGCGCCGGGCACGGUGCGGUUCUUCGGGGACCUCACCGCGGCGCUGCAAGAGGCGGAGAAACACAUGGAGGUGGGGCGCGGGGACGUGAAGCGCCAGGCCUUUGCGCAGGCGCGCCAGGCCUUCCGCCGCGCCAUGGCGGCGGUGCCGGAGAAGCUGCUGCUGGGCCGGAGCCAGGAGGAAAUCUCCAGCUUCGCCGCUCUGGAGCGCGCAGCCUUGCUGAACCAGGCGCUGUGUUGCUUGCGCCUGGGGGAAGCUACCGAGAAGGCUGAGGCGCUGAGCCAUCUCCGCGACGCCUUGCACGCCUGCGACAGUCUCUUCCAACGCCACGGCGUCGGGGACGAGGUCGCCGAAAGCCUCGGGGCGCGCCCGGAGCUGCUGGCGGCGCUGCGGGAGGCGAGCCUCGCGGAGGGUGGCACCUGGAUGGCAAAGGCUCACUUUCGACGAGGCAUGGCCAAAGAGAAGUUGCAAUACCUGGCGGACGCGCUUGUGGACUACCAGGCAGCUCUGAAGCUGGAGCCGGGAGACGGCAUGGUGCAGAGGCAUCUCGCCAGCCUCAAAGCGCGGCAGCAGAAGGCUGAGCUGAAGCCGGAGCGGAUGUUUGCGGGCAUCCUGCAGAGGGAGCGGAGCGAGCGGGAGAAGGAGGAGGCUGCUGCUGAGCUGGCGGAGAAGAAGCGGCGCCGCGAGCAGCGGCUGGCGAAAAGCGGACAGUCAGAGGUGCAAAGCGGCUGAUGCCCCCGACAUCACCUCAGCCCCCCGCGGAGACCUCGCUCCGGAAGGAUCGCGCAGGUGCAGAAGGUCGAGUUUGGCGGAGGAGUUUGGCGCGGGAGUCUGAAGCGCGCAGCCGGGGGAGCGGAGCCGGGUACAAAGAAGUCGCGGGAAGGUGCCUCGGCCUC
Molecule: messenger RNA, 3963 nt
Organism: Effrenium voratum
Lineage: Eukaryota; Dinophyceae; Suessiales; Symbiodiniaceae
Source: the annotation of a GenBank genome assembly